AUGGCAUUGAGAGGCGCCGUGUGCCGUCUCCUGCUCACACCUCAGAGAUGUGCCAUCAUCUCUGCAUGCAGAGCGCAGGGAACCGCAGCACCUGUCAGAAGAGAUGCAGAGAAGACUGAGCAGAAAGCCAAAGCACCAAAGGUCCAGUUCAACUGGCUCGAUGCCCUGGACCUGGAGGGCCAGCUGACGGAGGAUGAGGUCAUGAUCAGAGACUCCUUCCACACCUACUGCCAAGAGAAACUCAUGCCUCGCAUCAUCAUGGCAAACAGAAACGAGGUGUUCCACAGAGAAAUUGUGUCAGAGAUGGGAGAGAUGGGUGUCCUGGGCCCGACCAUUAAAGGUUAUGGCUGUGCUGGGACAAGCUAUGUGGCCUAUGGUCUGAUUGCCAGAGAAAUAGAGAGAGUGGACAGCGGCUAUCGCUCAGUCAUGAGCGUGCAGUCGUCACUGGUCAUGCAUCCCAUUAAUGCCUAUGGCACAGAGGAGCAGAAACAGAAGUACCUCCCCAAGCUGGCUCGUGGAGAGAUCCUGGGUUGCUUCGGCUUGACAGAGCCUAACCAUGGCAGCGACCCCGGCAGCAUGGAAACCAAAGCCAAAUACAAUCCGUCCAGUCGCACCUACAGUCUGACUGGCUCGAAGACCUGGAUCACUAACUCCCCAGAGGCAGAUAUUGCUGUUGUGUGGGCCAAAUGUGAUGACGGGAAGAUCCGGGGCUUCAUCCUCGAGCGCGGCAUGAAGGGCCUCUCAACACCUAAGAUUGAGGGAAAGUUCUCCCUGAGAGCCUCCGUCACCGGUAUGAUCGUCAUGGACGAGGUGGAGGUCCCUGAGGAGAACCUGCUGCCUAAAGCCAGCGGCCUCAGCGGUCCUUUUGGCUGCUUGAACAACGCUCGUUAUGGGAUUGCGUGGGGUGCUCUGGGUGCUGCAGAGUUCUGUUUCCACGCAGCUCGACAGUACACACUCGACAGAAUCCAGUUUGGCGUUCCACUGGCAAGAAAUCAGCUGAUGCAGAAGAAAAUGGCUGACAUGUUGACAGAGAUCACCAUCGGCCUGCAGUCCUGUGUGCAGCUGGGAAGACUCAUCGAUGAGAAAAAAGCAGCCCCAGAGAUGAUAUCCAUGCUGAAGAGGAACAGCUGCGGGAAAGCCCUCGACAUCGCCAGGCAGGCCAGAGACAUGCUCGGAGGAAACGGCAUUGCAGAUGAGUACCACAUCAUCCGCCACGUCAUGAAUCUGGAAGCUGUUAACACAUACGAAGGGACUCAUGACAUCCACGCCCUGAUCCUGGGCAGAGCCAUCACAGGGCUGCAGUCCUUCACUGCGGACAAAUAGACUCUGCCUCUCACUGCUGCUCCCAAACAACAGGAACCUGCUGUUAGAAAUGUAACUUGCAUGUCAUCUGUGCAGCAGUUCUCACUUUAUUUGAACAGAUUCUCACCUGUAUAGUGACAAUGUGUGGUUUCUCUCAGGUUUUUAUAUAUUUGAGUGGAGAAGUCACGUGAGUCUGAACUUGUGGACUGUGGUGACGUGUAAUUAAUUCAGAAAAGAUGUUUUCAUCUUAAAAAGGGCUAUUUUUCUACUCAAUCAAAGCUUUCCAGCUCUGGUUCCCAGUUGUAUAGUCAAAGUAAAAUUCAUUGUAUAGACUAAAGGACCCUACUGUAGUGAAGCAUUAACAGUCCUGAAUAAUGCUGCUGGUUACUGAUGUAUGCAACAUUAAUACUGUCAUUAUAAGAGAACACAGCAGAAAUGGCUAGAACCUCUUUGGAAUUUUCCGUGAAGCUUUUCUGUUUUUAAUUAGAUUAAAUCUCUGUUACUGUUAUUAAGCUUAGCGUGGUGUUAACCUGCAGGACUUCAUUGGCUCCGUCACUCAGACGUGAUAACAUUGUUGGCCAGAAGAUGUUGUUCAGAAUAACAGUUAUUUAAGAGUUCCUGCAGCAGAAUAAAGUGUAAGUUUGAAAAGGUAA
Molecule: messenger RNA, 1955 nt
Organism: Larimichthys crocea (large yellow croaker)
Lineage: Eukaryota; Metazoa; Chordata; Actinopteri; Sciaenidae
Product: glutaryl-CoA dehydrogenase, mitochondrial
Exons: 11
Coding region: 1-1323 (440 amino acids)
Biological process (GO): fatty-acyl-CoA biosynthetic process; fatty acid beta-oxidation using acyl-CoA dehydrogenase
Cellular component (GO): mitochondrial inner membrane
Molecular function (GO): flavin adenine dinucleotide binding; glutaryl-CoA dehydrogenase activity; fatty-acyl-CoA binding
Source: RefSeq, a predicted model, not a curated record